CAGACUGUCAGUAAUUUUAUCAGCCUCAAGAAAUAAUUAAAAUACCCAACCACUUCCAUUCCUUCUUGUCGCCUUUCUUUCCUAAUUCACGUUUUACAAAACGUUGUAGUAAAUUUGUCAUGCUCAACAACCCCGUCUUUAUCCUCAUUACACUCAUAUUCUGAUACAUACAUUUAUACAUAUAAUCAUUCGUUACAUUUCGUACCAUUUUUUGUAUGUUUAUUUUUUGUUUUGAGCAAUGAAUACUAUCGGUUUUAAGCCAGCACUGCCUGUAAUUUCGGGCUCGAAAAAGCUCGGACUUUUUAGCUUCAAUGGUGGCAAUCAACCCAUUGAUUUUAAACCGAGAGGGGUUUGCCUGAUCAAGGUUGCCAUGGAAGAGACACAGACGCUUAAAGUGGAUGUUCAGGGCAAGGUGGAUAAGUUGGCAAAUGGGCAUGCAGGGAAAAAUCACAGCCAUUUGUCUACAAUAGGGAAUUCAACAAACAUAAAGUGGCAUGAGUGCCCAGUUGAAAAAAUUGACAGGCAGAAGCUUCUCCAACAAAAGGGUUGUGUUAUAUGGAUCACCGGUCUCAGUGGUUCAGGGAAGAGCUCUGUGGCAUGUGCCUUGAGUCAAAUGCUGUACCAGAGAGGAAAGUUGUCAUACAUUCUUGAUGGCGACAAUGUCAGGCAUGGCCUCAAUCGUGACCUUAGUUUUAAAGCAGAAGACCGUGUUGAGAACAUAAGGAGAGUUGGGGAGGUAGCGAAACUAUUUGCAGAUGCUGGAUUUAUUUGCAUCGCCUGCCUGAUCUCUCCGUACAAAAGGGAUCGGGCUGCCUGUCGAGCAAUGUUACCAAGUGGAGAUUUCAUUGAGGUGUUUAUGGAUGUUCCCCUCCGAGUUUGUGAGGACAGAGACCCAAAAGGCUUGUAUAAGCUUGCUCGUGCUGGGAAGAUCAAAGGUUUUACUGGCAUUGAUGACCCAUAUGAAUCACCAUUGGAUGCUGAGAUAGUAUUGCAAUGCAACACAGGAGACUGUUCUACCCCAUGCGACAUGGCUGGAAAGGUGAUUUCUUACUUGGAGGAAAAAGGGUAUCUCCAGGCAUAAAGUUAUUGCUGCGGCGGUCUUGACUCUGAGCCGCUGACGUCUUUGUUAAUGUUGUAUCAAUGGCAACGGUGGAAGCUGCUCACUUCCCUAGUUGCUAAAUAUCAAAUAUAUUGAUUAGGCUUUUGGUGUUUCGUCAGUUAAUUUAUCGAUUAGCUAACGCCACCAUCUUGGCCUCUGCAAGGCCGACGAAAAUUUCAUUUCUUUUGAUUUGUAUGUAUUAAUAAAGCUGGAAUUGGUUUGGGAAAUAUGUAGAAUGCCUACGAAAAGCUUGUUUGCCAUGUA
Populus trichocarpa (black cottonwood) is the source of this 1363-nucleotide messenger RNA. RefSeq names its product adenylyl-sulfate kinase 3. The transcript is spliced from 7 exons. Lineage: Eukaryota; Viridiplantae; Streptophyta; Magnoliopsida; Malpighiales; Salicaceae. Gene Ontology annotation, molecular function: ATP binding; adenylylsulfate kinase activity. The record is from RefSeq and is a predicted model, not a curated record. Gene Ontology annotation, biological process: sulfate assimilation. The coding region runs from base 239 to 1081 and encodes 280 amino acids.